AUGGGGGCGGCGUGGGACCGUCGACAGCUCAGGCCUGUUCUAGGAGCCAAGCUGCUUACCGUUCUCGUAGCGUUUCGCGUUUUCAACGCCCUGGUGGUUCGGACAUCCUUCACGCCCGAUGAGUUCUGGCAAGGGCCGGAGCCAGCACACCUUCUAGCCUUCGGAUCAGGCCAUCUGACCUGGGAAUGGGAACAGACCGCCCGCAUACGAGGAUUUACCCACCCUCUCAUCUUUGCUGCCGUGUACAAGGCGCUCCAGAUCUUGGGCCUGGACACGAGGUGGGCGGUGGCCCACUCCCCCAAGCUCCUCCAGGGGGUCAUGGCCGGGGUGUGCGACUACUGCGCGUUCGGGCUAGCGCUGCGCGCGUUCGGCGCCGCCGCUGCCGGCUGGGCCCUCCUCUUCCAGGUUCUGUCCUGGUUCAACUUCUACUGCCUCGUGCGGCCCUACUCCAACAGCGCGGAGGCCGUCCUCGCCACCGCCGCGCUCUUCCAAUGGGCUCCUCACAUCCUGUCGGCAUGCAGGAAGAGCGCGAGGGGGGAUGCUGUCGGGAGGAGGGAUAGCGCAGGCACGCGGGGGGAGACUUGUGCCCUGUUGCUCGCUGCCCUGUGCGUCGCCGUGCGACCGACCAGCGCGGCGCUGUGGGCGGUGACGGGCAUGUUCCGCCUCUCGACCCUGCCGAUCAAGCGCUGGCCGCGCUACCUGGCGCUGACGGUGCUCCCGCCCGUGGCGACCGUGGUCGGCGCCUCCUUCUACCUCGACUCCAAGCUCUACGGCACGGCGACGCUGGUCCCCCUAAACUUCCUCCGCUUCAACGUGCUGGAGGGCAAGAGCCGGAUCUUCGGCGAACAGCCCUGGCACUGGAACUUCUCCCAGGGACUCCCGGCCGUCCUUGGGGCGGCGCUGCCGCCGGCGCUGUGGGGGCUUUGGAGGCCCUCUGGCGAGGGGGGGGUGGGAGGGGGGGCGGGGAGUGGUGACCGCCGCCGGCUUGGUUGGCUUGCUCUCUGGUUUCUGGCGUACCACAGCACCAGCCCCCACAAGGAGUUCCGCUUCCUCCUCCCGGUGCUCCCGAUCGCGCACGCCUACGCGGGGCAAGCGGUCUCGGCCUUCCUGGCCACCCCUGCGACGACGGCGGGGCCUCUUGCUGCGAGCAAUCGGCAACGGCAAGGGCUGCCACCGCAAGGGCGGCGGCGGCGGCUUGGGACCGCGAUCGCGGUGGCCCUGUUCGUCCUGCACGUCCCCGCGGCGGUGUACCUCUCGGUGUGGCACCAGGGAGGCGCGCUGGCGGCGGUGGACGCCGUGGCGGAGAGGGUCCCCGCCGUCGUGGCAUCAAAGAUAGCGGCGGCGGCGGCGGGCGAUGGUUGGGAGGCCGGAGGGGCCCCGCGGCUGGGGAAAGGGGGUGACGAUGGUGACGCUCCCUCAGAAGUGGCGGUGCACUUUCUCAUGCCGUGCCACUCCGCUCCGCUGCACAGCCACCUCCACUUUCGCGGCUCGGAAGGGGGGCUCUGGUCCGGCAAGCCGUCUCUUUGGUCGCUGGAUUGCUCUCCGAAAAACCGCGAGCUGCCCGGAGGGAGCGAGUCGGACAAGUUCCAGGCCGACCCGCUGGCGUUCCUGCAGUCCACGUACGGCCUCCUCGUGUCCGGGGAGGAACAAGAUGAUGAUGAUGAUCAUGAGGUAACCAAUGCCGUCGUUUCACCCCCCGACCUCGCGGUCAUGUACGACACUCACCUGGCUAGGCCGGGCGUGGCGGAGUACCUGAGCGGUCGCUUGGGGCUGGUGCCGACGGAGGUGUUGUUCCACGCACACGUGAACGGAGACGCUGACAGCGAUGAUACGCACAGGAACGUUCACGUUCUAGAGCGGGGGGUUCGGCGCCGCUUCGGGGCGGUAGAGGGAACAACGUCGUUUGAAGCCGGCAGGGAUGAGAUGUAG
Molecule: messenger RNA, 1929 nt
Organism: Ectocarpus siliculosus
Lineage: Eukaryota; Phaeophyceae; Ectocarpales; Ectocarpaceae
Source: the annotation of a GenBank genome assembly